AUGCCCAGCCUCGAGCGCUUGCUGCAGACAACGACCGAUGACAUUGAGGCCGUCGAGGUGCACCUCGCGCGCAUGGACAUGGCCGAGAUCGAGGGUCUCGUGCGCGGCCUGCCUCGCCACGAGCACGACGACGCCGCCAUGGCCUUUGUCCGCCUCGUACUCGGCUGUCCGAUCGAGGGCCAGUCCCUGGCCUUGGCAGCGUACGAACAGGCGUUGCACUACAAGUGGGUCAACGAGCUCUCGAUGGUGUUCAUGGUCCUCGUGGACGAGCUGCGGGACGAUAAAGACACGACGUUCAGCGUCAUGAGCGAGAUCCAAAGCGUGCUCCAAGCCAUCGUCGCCUUGCUGCAUGCUGCGCUGACCAAUUUUUCGGCCGUCGACGUGAGGAGCUUCCAGUCGAUCCUCGACAGCGUGCCGUACCUCGUCUCGCUCCUGCCACCGUCGUCCGACACCUCCCACCUCGUGGAACAGCUGCUUCAAUUACCGUGGGCUGCACCGACCUUGCACCUCGUGCUGGGCUUUGCCCGCGGCUGCACGUUUCUGACUCGCGCACACCACCACACACUGCAGGCGCUUGUGCGAGCGACGAUGCCCUCUCUCUCGUCCCAGCUCGCCUUUGGCUUCUGGGACGACUCGAUCCGGGCGUGCUACGAGCUCAGUGACGCGCACGACGACCAGUCGUGGAUUCAACUGUCUCGCGACAUGUUGUCGUUUGCACCGCCGUCGCUGGAGCGGGACCUCGACUACCUUUUCGAGACGCUGUUUCAGUACUCGCCAGUCUACGUACAGCGCUUCCACAAGGUGCUGCGGUCGUCCAGCGCCGCGUGGACGCCGCUGGACGUGCUUGUCCUGCUGCAUGCGAUGCACGCGACCCAGCCGCUCUUCAAGCUCGCGAUUGCCAAGCCCGAGUCGGAGCACAAGCAACUCCAGAACACGCUGCAACGGCACUUGGAGGCGACCUUGGUCCUCGACCUUCGCCCGCUGCUGCGCUUCUCAAAGCACUGGAAAGCGCUCGUGCUGCUGGACGCUGCUGUGUCGUGGCUGCCGACGUCGGCCGUGAUCGCGCACCACACGUUUCUCGUCGUCUUCACCGACGUGCCCGAGCUCCGCACCGAGGUCGUCAAUGUGCUCCUCUCUUCGAUCCAUGCAACGGACCAAGCGCUGCAUGUUCUUGAGACACUCGCGAAAGACCAGACGCAGCUGCUCGCGAUGUGCGCGCCCCAACUCCAAGACCGGCUGGCCCACCUCUUUUCGACGUCGGUGCCCUGCGGCACGCGCCUGCUCCGUGCCCUUCUUCCGCUGACAGCCUCAUCGGCGUUUGAGAGCUUUGUGAUGAUCUUCCUUCGCAAGCAGCUCGUGGCGCCCGUGCUCGCCAACCAAAUGGCAGCCAUUUCCCUGUGGUGCGACCUCUUGCAGCGGCCGACGCUCUCGCCGCGGCAGCAAGAAGACAUCUUUACGUGCUUCCACGACGUGCUUCACAUGCAAAGCGCAGAGCUCAAGCGACAUCUGCUCGAACGACUCCCCGCGCUCCUUGCGACCACGUCGGUGGCGCCACCGGCUCACAUCGAGGCAGCGUGUCGGCGGAAUCUGCGCUACUUUGUCGACUUUACACCGCCCAGUACGCUCUCACUGCAGAGCGUUGUCGAUGCCGACGCGGCACCGGUCUUUGCGCUCUUGCUCGACGUGCUGCCGCUGCGCACUGCAUCGCCUACUUGA
Messenger RNA from Saprolegnia diclina VS20, 1716 nucleotides. RefSeq lists its product as hypothetical. The transcript is spliced from 7 exons. The record is from RefSeq and is a predicted model, not a curated record. Lineage: Eukaryota; Oomycota; Saprolegniomycetes; Saprolegniales; Saprolegniaceae. Bases 1 to 1716 code for a protein of 571 amino acids.